Monoraphidium neglectum is the source of this 1350-nucleotide messenger RNA. RefSeq lists its product as hypothetical. NCBI's taxonomy places the organism in Eukaryota, Viridiplantae, Chlorophyta, Chlorophyceae, Sphaeropleales, Selenastraceae. The transcript has 2 exons. The coding region runs from base 1 to 1350 and encodes 449 amino acids. The record is from RefSeq and is a predicted model, not a curated record.
AUGGUGGUGCCAGAAGAUCCUCUGGGCACGCACCUUUUGAGCGAUGCAGCGUCCGCGCCGCUGUUGGUGCUGGAGGCCGCGCACGGCGCCGCGGACGCGCAACGCAGCGCUCCGACGCCGCUUGGCGCCGACGGGCGGUACGCGUUCGACCUGGAGUGCUGCUUCCGCCAUAAGAAGGGACCCGGCCUGGCGCAGGCGCUGAUCAGCGCGCCCAUGGUCAUAAGCGUGCGCCAGCACGUCGCGCCGCCGCCGGCCGCGAGCAGCGCGUCGGGCGGCCUGGUGCCGCCGUCGCCGGCGGCGGCCGCGGCAGCCGCCGCCGCAGCAGCAGCGGCCGCGGCUGCCGCAGCAGUGGCGGCGCCCGUGCUGGCAACUGCAGAGGUUGACCUGCUGCCAUUUGGGCUGGGAAGCAACAGCAUCACGGUCGAGUCGCUGCAGCUUAGGCCCGUCGAGCCUGCGCCGCCGGACGGCGCCGGGUCCGGCGCCGCUGCCAGGGGCGCGGCAGCGCAGCCGCCUUUAUACAGGGUGCUGCCGCGCGCCUGUGACCUGAGUGCCACCGUCUCCCUCCAUCAGUACAAGCCGCCAGCUACCGCACCACCGCCCCAGGCCCCGGCCGCGGCGGCGGGCGCGCCGCUGUCGGCAGCUGCCGCUGCAUCAGCGCCCGCGGCGGCGGCGGCCGCCGCCGCUGCCGCCGCCGCAGCGCCGCAGGGAUUGGAGCCGCUCGACGCUGUGCCGGCCGCACACGCCUCCGGCUGCAACGUGCUGGAGGUCGAGCCCCUCUCCCUCGCCCCUGCGCCUCCGGCGCUUGCGGCGGCCCAGCGCGCCGCGGGCGGCGCGCUCUCCCUCGGCGCCGCGCUCCUGCUGCCGCGCGGCGCGGGGCGGGUCUUGCUGCCGCCGGGCGAGGUCGGGGCGGGGCCGCAGCAGAGGGUGGCGUGGAGCUCCGGUGGCGGCGCCGGCGGGCGCGGCGGCGCGGCGAGGCGGCUGCACUUGACGCCGGACCUGGUUGAAUCCUUGAAGGCGGCCCUCGAGUGCGGCGAGCCGCUGCUGCUGGAGGUCUGCCGGUCCCUGCAGUCAGGGGCCCCUGGUGACGUCAUCACCCCUGCCGUCGGGGGCGCCUUCACCGCGACCGCUGGUGCGGCUGUCGGCAGCGCCGCGGCGCCGGCCCUGGUGGAUCCCUGCUUUGGAGCCUACCACGCGCUCUUCGAGGUGGAAGCUGCCGAGCAGCUGCUGGAGCCGGGGGCGGCGGCCGCGGAGCUGGUGGCACGGCCGCUCGGGGCGUUCGCGGCCGUCGCGGCGGGGCGGGGCGUGGGGGCGUCGUGCCUGCCGCCGCCCAGCGUGCCGCCACCCAAGUGA